Molecule: messenger RNA, 477 nt
Organism: Psilocybe cubensis
Lineage: Eukaryota; Fungi; Basidiomycota; Agaricomycetes; Agaricales; Agrocybaceae
Exons: 5
Coding region: 1-477 (158 amino acids)
Source: RefSeq, a predicted model, not a curated record
AUGAGCCCCGAUACCGUGUUCCCACGAACAAUAUUGUGUCCAGACAUCUUGGACACUGUAUCGACGCCCCGAGACCUCUGGAAGACAACCCCCAUGACCUUUACCUACAAAUGCCCCGACACCAUAUAUCGCCUCCCUGCGACCUCUGGCACAAGUAGCCUUACGCUCAACUCGACUAGAUACCUUCUGAAGAACCCCGAAUGCCUCGACACGACGCAUCGCGUUCCCCCCUUCAAAUACCCUGACACCAUGUAUCGUGUCCCCGCGACCUCUGACACAAGUAGCCCUGCGCUCAACUCCUCUAAAAUAACCUCUGAAGAAUCUCGAAUGCCCCGACACGACAUAUCGCGUUCCCGUGAGAUGCGCAUCAGUGUCAACGUAUGGACGUCCGGUGGUCCCAACCAGGAGAAUGCACUAACUCCUGACUGCCCCGACGCAAUAUAUCGCGUUCCCGCGAGCUACGCUGCAAAUUCAUAA